AUGCGCUCUGUUCUGUCGCUCGCAGCCGUCUGCGCCUCAUGGGCCUCGGUUGCUGCUGCUCUGCACCAGAUUCCCCUCGCCCCAGCUGCUGCGAUCGCCGACGGUGCUUCUUCAGGCGCUGGCACUUUCGAGCAGUUUAUCGACCAUGAUAACCCCGAACUAGGAACGUUUUCUCAGCGAUACUGGUGGAGUGAUGAGUACUGGAACGGACCUGGGUCUCCCAUCAUCCUCUUCCAGCCUGGCGAGAGUGAUGCAGAUGGGUUCCAGGGAUACCUCAGCAACAGAACCCUCACAGGUCUCUAUGCGCAGGAGAUGGGCGGCGCUGGCUUGAUUCUCGAGCACCGUUACUACGGCAAAUCUUCUCCCGUUGACACGUUGACCCCAAAGACGAUGCAGCAUCUCACCUUCAAGAACGCGCUGGCCGACACCGUCAACUUUGCAAAGAACGUUAAGCUGCCUUUUGACAACUCGACCAAGAGCUCUCCGGACAACGCUGCUUGGAUUCUGGUUGGUGGUUCGUACAGCGGUGCACAGGCUGGCUGGACUGCAGCAAUCCUGCCCGGGACCUUCUGGGCUUACCACGCCUCGAGCGCGCCCGUCGAAGCAAUCUGGAACUACUGGCAAUAUUUUGUUCCUAUUCAGAAUCGUCUGCCCAAGAACUGCACCACUGACCUGACCAACGUGAUCAGCCACAUCGACAGCAUCCUGUCGGGAUCUGACGAGAACGCCAAGCAGACUCUGAAGGAAAAGUUCCAGCUUGGAGAUCUGCGUGACGACGAUUUUGCCGCGGCUCUUGCCAAUGGGCCUUAUCUUGGUCAGACCACCUCAGCGUCAAACUCGUACGGCCUGUACGAUUUCUGCAACUACAUCGAGAACGUGUAUGCGCAACCCCCCGCCAACCCUGGUACCCGCGGCGUUGGUGUAGCAAAGGCUCUUGAGGGAUACGCCCAGUGGUGGGCCACCAUUUUCCCUGGAUACUGCGCAUCCACCGGAUACUUCACUUCAAACACCUCGACUGGCUGCUUCGACACAUACAACGCGACCAGCCCAAUGUACGCCGACACCAGUAUCGGCAACUAUGCCAAUAAGCAGUGGGAAUGGUUGUGCUGCAACGAGCCGUUUGGGGCUUGGCAGGAUGGUGCUCCUAACGGAACCAAAUCGAUCGUCUCUCGCCUGAUCACUGACGACUACUACCUGCGCUCUUGCGGCACGUACUUCCAGCCAGACGAUGGAUAUACCUAUGCCGGUGCCAACGGCAAGCGCUCGAGCGCCGUGAACGCCUGGACUCAGGGCUGGAAGGGUACUACUGAGCGAGUGAUCUGGGCUCAGGGACAAUACGACCCAUGGCGCGAGGAGACUGUGUCCUCUGACUUCCGCCCCGGCGGCCCGCUGUCAUCGUCCGAGUCGAACCCGAUCUUCGUCAUGAAGGACGCCAGUCACUGCUACGACUUGAUCCUGGCCAACGCCGAGGAGAACGCGAGCGUGAAGGAGGUGGUCGACGCCGAGGUCAAGCAGAUGAAGGCCUGGGUCGCCGAGUUCAAGCCCAAGAACAACGGAACCCAGACCCUGCGCCGGAAACUGCGUCACUACUAG
This is a messenger RNA of Talaromyces rugulosus, 1593 nucleotides long. RefSeq lists its product as uncharacterized. The record is from RefSeq and is a predicted model, not a curated record. Gene Ontology annotation, biological process: proteolysis. NCBI's taxonomy places the organism in Eukaryota, Fungi, Ascomycota, Eurotiomycetes, Eurotiales, Trichocomaceae. Gene Ontology annotation, molecular function: dipeptidyl-peptidase activity; serine-type exopeptidase activity. The transcript has 10 exons. The coding region runs from base 1 to 1593 and encodes 530 amino acids.